UUCGAAAAAAGGCCACGAGGUUAAUCGACGAAGCUAGCGGCCAGCGUUCGUUAAAGUAGUUCUUCUCGGAUCCUCCAGAAGCGCGUUUCGUGUCACGACCAACCAGGAUGUCGGAAGAGAAGAAACCGGUGAAGAAGAGAGAGACUAAAUGGGCAUCCGUCUUGUGGUACAUUCACCUGCACGUCCUUGGACUCCUUGCUAUCUGGUUGGUGCUCACUUCCGCCAAAUGGAUGACAGUGUUCUAUACGACCCUUUUAACAGUCGUCAGUUGUCUUGGACUCACAGUGGGUGCUCACAGAUUAUGGGCUCACAGGACGUUCUCAGCCACAGGACCUCUUAGGCUCUUUCUCAUGUUGGCUCAUACUCUCGCAGGAGUGGGUCCAAUAUACGACUGGGUGUUGUAUCACAGGGUCCACCAUAAGUAUUAUGGGACCGACAAAGAUCCUUACAACCAUAAGAAGGGAUUCUUGUACAGCCAUUAUAUGGGCAAUUUCUUGUCACCGAAUGUGGACUAUGAACAUGCGAAACAUGACAUCGAUAUGCGUGACAUAGAACAAGAUGGCUACGUUUGGCUUCAGAAACAGUUCUACUGGCCAAUGUUCUUAAUAUUCGGUGUAAUAUUGCCUCUGAACGUGCCGCUGGCGUAUUGGGACGAAUCGAUGACAGAAACUAUACUAAUCACAGGAUUAUUACGAUUCGCUAUCACAGCGAACGUUUGCUGGCUGGUGAACAGCGGUCGACUGAUCUGGGCCAUCAAAGGCAACAAAAUUCCGCCAGACAGCAUCAGCGUGUUCCUCAUAACCGCGUCAUUUUGGCCACUGUACCAUUAUAUGGUCCCAUGGGACUGGAAAAGCGGCGAGUUCGGCACAUAUGGAGCCGGUUGCGGCACGUUCAUGAUCAAAAUGUGGCACGAGCUCGGUAUGGUUAACGAUCUGCAAACAACCAACACCGAAGACAUCAGAGAGAUGCUUCAUCGAGUAGCCAAGAAGGAACUAACCAUGGAAGAUGGUCUUGACCAGCUGAAAGAGACGUCCAUGUUCAACGCGUCGAAAGAAAGGCUGUUGAUUCGUUAUUGAACGAGAGAAACGAGAAGCUGCUUCAAUUCAUCGACGCUCAGAAUACAUACUCCGAUUUCAUCCUCCCCCCUCCUUUUUUAUAUCAAUCUGUCGCGAGUAUUUGUCACUUGGAACGAUUACGUGAUCACUAUCAUAUCCCUCGUAGACGUCGUUUUCACGUUAAAAGCGCAUUCUGAGCGUCGACCGACUCCUUUUAGAUUGUAAUACAUUCGUGACAAUAAAUCUCUAUUGUACUCUAACGAUAAUCAUUAUUAUUACGACGGUAAUUUGCUUCUUUUAUAAUCAUCAUAUAAAAUUACAAUUCGGAAAAUAUAGUAGGCUCGCAAGGUGAUCGAUUUUCAAAUCUUAGAUUUUAGUAGCUUUCGUGAAGAGAGACGUCGAAAGAAAAGGGGUGGGAAAGGUGUAUUUAUUCGUUUUACUGAAAGUCUGAGCGAACUUUCGAGCACACCGUUCGAGUAUAGUCUGCGGAA
Messenger RNA from Habropoda laboriosa, 1546 nucleotides. RefSeq names its product acyl-CoA Delta(11) desaturase. The record is from RefSeq and is a predicted model, not a curated record. Gene Ontology annotation, biological process: unsaturated fatty acid biosynthetic process. Gene Ontology annotation, cellular component: endoplasmic reticulum membrane. Lineage: Eukaryota; Metazoa; Arthropoda; Insecta; Hymenoptera; Apidae. The transcript has 6 exons. The coding region runs from base 108 to 1076 and encodes 322 amino acids. Gene Ontology annotation, molecular function: stearoyl-CoA 9-desaturase activity; iron ion binding.